Molecule: messenger RNA, 2412 nt
Organism: Penicillium longicatenatum
Lineage: Eukaryota; Fungi; Ascomycota; Eurotiomycetes; Eurotiales; Aspergillaceae
Exons: 3
Coding region: 1-2412 (803 amino acids)
Biological process (GO): DNA-templated transcription; regulation of transcription by RNA polymerase II
Cellular component (GO): chromatin
Molecular function (GO): RNA polymerase II cis-regulatory region sequence-specific DNA binding; DNA-binding transcription factor activity, RNA polymerase II-specific; zinc ion binding
Source: RefSeq, a predicted model, not a curated record
AUGAAGAAUCACGCUUGUCAGCAUCCCAGUUGCACCAAAAGUUUCACCCGCGCCGAGCAUCUGCGUCGACAUGCGCUUAAUCACGAACAGCCGCGACAUGGAUUCACCUGUGAGCGCUGCUCUGUGCAUUUUCAGCGACCAGAUUUGCUAGAACGGCAUAUGGAACGGCAUAAUAAACGAGACGCGGAGGCAGGUGGACCGGGACUCGGUGUAUUGAAGACACGCAAACGAACCCGGAGAGCUGGCGACGGAACCAUUGUUGUGCGUCCAUCGCAACGAGAGAUUCGAUCGGCCGUAAGAUCUUCAAUCUCAAUUGCUAGUUCAGAUCGGGGGUGGACGGAGGGAGAAGAGGACUUCACCAAUCAUGCUCCUCUAUCACCUCCUGGUUCUGGGACAGAUCUUACCACGCUCUCAAUCGACGAGAAUGAUCCUUUCCUGGCUCCCAUGAUGCCUGGAGGGCCUUUUGAGCCGUAUGUUGAGCCUGUUCCUGGACAAUUUGAUGCAGCCGACGGUUCAUUUAAUGUUGGCGAUGGCAUGGGUGAUUUGUUUGGUAUGGACACAGCGACCGAUUUCAAUCUACCAUUUGCUGCAACUUGCAAUUAUAAUUGGCUAUUCGACGUCGCCUCUCUAGAUGACGCCUUUCACCAUUUUGACUUUCCAUUGGGAUUCGAAACGGGUCCAUUUGCGGAUAGCAUGGAACAAGUCCAGGCGCAAAAUUUGGGCAAAAACGAUGGUCCAUCUGCUUUAUUGGAGGUAGCUUCGAUGAUGGACAGGAUUCAAACGUUACAAGAAACGCUGCCUUCGGUUGGACCAGAUUUGGUAGAGAUGGACUGGAUGACUGGAUCGUCUUAUCUGGGGUCGAAUCCGCCUCAACACUUACCACGGCUUUCAGAAGAUGCCAGAACGGGUAUUUUGUCUAUAGUAGCUCAAACGCACCCCAUGGGUAUUGAUGGGCAGCCGAUGGCUCUGAAUUCGCCAUUACUUACAUUGAGCGCGUUGCAAAACUAUUGCGAUCUAUUCUUCACCCGCUUCAAUGUUACAUACCCCCUGGUUCAUCAGCAAACCUUCAACCCAAGCACCUCCGAUCCAAUUUUGCUUGCAGCCAUUCUGUUCAUGGGUGCCACUUACGGCUCACGCGAAGCACACCAGCUGGCAGUAGGAGUUCAUGACAACCUCCGAAUCCAACUUCUGGGGCAUCCAGGCUUUUCGCCCCAGCCUGAUCUCUGGGUCUUGCAAACCAUGCUCCUUAUUGACUGUUUUGGAAAAAUGAGAGCGGGUCCAAAGCAGCGGGAGAAUGCUCAACUCUUCCACUGCGUCCUCAUCAAACUUAUCCGUCGCAGCACUUGCUGUAGCAUUCAAGACUCACCCCUAGCUCAGUCGGAUGAUCUGGAGCAUGCAUGGAGACAAACCAUGAACCUCGAGCAGAGGAAGCGUCUGGCCAUGCAUUGCUUUAUGUGGGAUACUCAGCACGCAGUUCUAUUCUCGCAGUCCUUGUGUAUGUCCGCUUUCGAGAUCAGAUCAUCAUUGCCAUGCAGUAGUGCCGCAUGGGAGGCAUCAUCAGCUCGGGAGUGGGCCAAUAUAGCCGCUCGUGAAACAAAUCGGCCUUUUCUCACGGUCCUCAAGGGUUAUAUCACUCCGGGAGCUCUACCGCGUCCUCGCGACCUGAAUGUGUUUGCUCGCUCGGUGAUUUUGCACGGCUUAAUGUCCGUAUCAGCCGAUCUGAAACGCCGGGAUCAGACCACGCUUCGAUCAGAGACCCCAGAAAAAGUCGGAGCCUGGAUCCCUCGCAUGAGCCGGUCAUAUGAUCUCUGGAAAGUAGACUUUGACGCGGAUUGUUUGUCCAUGAAAUUAGCUCAGACAGCCGAUCAACGCCGCUUCACCGGACUGAAAGUGGCGUCACAUGCUCUUUACCAUGCGGCGUGUCUUGCUUUGAAUGUCGAGAUUUUAGAUUUGCAGAUCGUUGCUGGUGCAACCAAUAUUCUCGGGCGGACUGUGACCGCAGCGGAUCAGUCGCGAUCUCAGCGCAAUAUUCUUCGCUGGCUACACGAAGAUUCGGGUGCAUCUUGGGCUGCAGCGCGGCAUUCCUCGAGCCUACUUCAGGAUGCUGUACUUAGUCUUCAUGACUGGGACCAGACGGAUGCUUUUCAUUUCCCUUGGUGUUUGUACCUGACCACGUUGACUUGCUGGGUAUUCCAUCGUGGAAUGGAUCUUUCUUGCUCAGAACCUCGGAUUACUACGGAUUUGUCUUCAUUGAUUGUGAUGAUGACCAAUUGUCCGAGCGAGACGGAGUUGGCUGCGUUAUCCGGGAAGUAUGAUCCUAAGCCAUUGGCAGCAGCCAUGGCACAACAGUUGGCAACGGUUCGGUGGGCAGUAGUGCACGAUGCAAUGAAGGUUCUUCUAAGCUUGUCAUAA